Molecule: messenger RNA, 731 nt
Organism: Linum tenue
Lineage: Eukaryota; Viridiplantae; Streptophyta; Magnoliopsida; Malpighiales; Linaceae
Source: the annotation of a GenBank genome assembly
CGUGGCUCCUGCUUCCUGCAAAAACCGCCGCCCUUCCUGCCGUCCGGCCGUAUCUGCUUUCAGACGCCUCCCUUUGUCUGCCAAUCGGUUCCGUCCACCAGCCGCAUCGAUCGUUACCUCUCCGCCGUCCUUCCCGACGGUCUUUCUCCGUCCGAUACUGCAGUAUUCACGCGCAGGGUAACGAUGAGGGCUGCUCGACGUGGGGAUUUUAUGUUCUGCAAUGUGUGUGGGACGAUGAUGAAUUUUAGUUCUGGCAACCAGGUGGAAUGCCCUUUAUGUAAAUGCUCGAAGAGGUCAAAAGAGGUGAUUGGACUAGAAAUAUCUUACAAAGUCUCUGCUGAGGAUAUCAGAAGGGAUCUAGGGAUCUCACAUUUUGAAGGAAAGAUGGAAGUGAAAGACAUGGAGAUUAACAAGAAGUGCGAGAAAUGCAGCAACACAAAGCUCAAGUUUUCGACUAGACAAAUGAGGUCCGCUGAUGAGGGGCAAACGACUUUCUUCCACUGCCCUGUUUGCUCUCAUACUUUUACCGAGAAUUGAACAUUGAAGCAUCUGAGGUUGAACUAUCACUUCGUAACCAAGACAAGGUCUCUUACAUUCUCGACAUAGAUAAGCUUCUUUUAGCUGUUGCAGUGCUUGCAUUAUUUUGUAAGGAACUGGAAGCCAGAAUCCCAGCUAGGUAUGUAUACCAUAGUAUUUUUUUGUUUGAUGAUCCAAUGGCCAGUUGGCACAGU